Molecule: messenger RNA, 4048 nt
Organism: Dama dama (fallow deer)
Lineage: Eukaryota; Metazoa; Chordata; Mammalia; Artiodactyla; Cervidae
Gene: CTC1
Product: CST telomere replication complex component 1
Exons: 23
Coding region: 59-3694 (1211 amino acids)
Biological process (GO): telomere maintenance via telomere lengthening; positive regulation of DNA replication
Cellular component (GO): CST complex
Molecular function (GO): single-stranded DNA binding; telomeric repeat DNA binding
Source: RefSeq, a predicted model, not a curated record
AGCCAGCCCUCCUAGAAGUCUCCGCGCGCUGGUCAGGGAGCGGAGUCGUGGGCGCAUCAUGGCGGCCUGCCGGGCUGAGGCUCCUGGCUCUGAGCAAGCCUGGCUUGAGGUUGCCCAGGCCUUCAUCCAAGAGACCCUGUGUCCACCUGGCAAGGAGCCUGAUGUUCAGUUGACUCAGCUGGUCAUUGACUGUGUGAAGACUACCUGGUUGUCCCAGGGAACGAGUCAGGGUUUAACAUUGCCCCUCAGCUACAGUUUCGUCUCAGUAAAGGACCUCAGGACCCACCAGUGUCUCCCAUGCUGCAGCCACUUGUCCUGGAGCAGUACUGUGUACCAGGCUUGGGCCCAAGAGGCUGGACCACGUGGGGUCCCCCUGCCCCGGGAACGACUGUUACUUUUAGGGACACUAACAGACCUAUCAGGGAACUUGGAACAAGAGUGCAGGAAUGGAAGCCUCUAUAUAAAAGACAACACUGGUGCCCUGGACUGUGAGCUCAUAGAUCUGGACCUUUCUUGGUUGGGCCAUCUCUUUCUGUUCCCCAGCUGGAGUUACCUGCCUCCUCUGAUGAAGUCCCCAGGAGAGGGGCACGUGGAGCUCUGGGGUACUCCCGUGCCAGUAUUUCCUUUGACCAUCAGUCCUGGCCCUCUCACCCCCAUCCCUGUUGUCUACCCAGAGAUGGCUUCCCGCCUGCUCAGGCACAGAAGUAAGCACAGAAAUGUGCAGCCAAACCUUGCUGGGGAUCUAAUUCGAUUCAGUGCUCUGGUGCAAAGUCGGAAGAAAGCUUACUUUGUCCUGUUUCUUGGUGGAUCCUCCCCAGGUGGCAGCCAGGUGUCUGUCAUUGUGCAGGUCCCUGCCCAGCUGGUGUGGCACCGAACCCUCUGUCCUGGUAGAGCCUACGUGCUAACAGAACUGCGAGUGUCCAAGCUCCCUGGUCACCGUUACCGGGUGUGGAUGACCAGCCCCUCCUCCCAGCUGUUGCCGCUGAAACCAGAAUGUGUGCGAGAGCUGGAAAUCGAGUUGGCCGGAGCCCCCUUGGAGGCCGACCCCCAAUCACUGCCCCAGCCCAGCUGCCCCCAGGAUAAGAAGGGUCCAAGUCCAGACUGUCUUGUCCGGGACUCCAUACUCUUAUCCUACACGGGGAUGGUCACUGACACGCUGAAUCAGCCUGCGGGCCUCUAUGAGCUGGACAGGAAGCUGGAGCUCUGCCUCGCCUACCAGCAGUUCCAUGGCCUUAGGCGGGUGGUACGACCAGGAGUCCGUCUGGAGCUCCAGGAUGUUCACCUCCUGCAGUCAGUGGGCGGGGGGACGAGAAGACCCAUAUUAGCCCCCUGCCUUCGUGGCCCUGUUCUGCUUCGGGGCUUCUCUCACCAGGUGCCCGAGACUCAGUUUUCCUACCAAGUUCCCCAGGGCUCCCUGUAUGAGCAGCUGGUAUGGGAGCACCAGUUAGGACUUCCCGUCUACCUGUGGGCCACCAAGGCCCUGAAGGAUCUGGCCGGCAAGCUGUGUCCUCACGUGCUGAGAUACCACCAGUUCCUGAAGUAUUCGUCACCUGGGGACCCUGGCCUGGGACUACAGAUCCUGGCCCCGAUCUUGGAGGUUCUCAUUCCACCUGGCUGCCCUGGUCGGAACACACACAGCGAGAUCCUUGAAGAGCCCCAUCACUGUCCACUCCAGAAGUACACCCAGCUGCAGACCCCCUGCUUUUUCCCUACUUUGGCUGUUCUGAAAGAGGAAGCGAAGCGCAGGGCCUGGGCCUCCUUUGAUCCUAAGACCCUUCUUCCCCUCCCAGAGGCUUCUUAUUUGCCCAGUUGGCAACUCAAUCAGCGCCUGGCCUGGUCCUGGCAGUGUCUGCUGCCUUCUGCAUUCCACCCUGCCCCGGUACUACUUGGGGUCCUGGUGCCUUCAUCUCGUAAAGGGUGUCUGCAACUUCGGGACCGGAGUGGUUCCCUGUCCUGCCUACUCCUGGCCCAGCCCUUGCAGCCCAUCACUGACCCCAGGCUCAUAGGUUGCCUGGUGCGGGCAGAGAGAUUCCAGUUGGUCAUAGAAAGGAAUGUCAGAAGCAGCUUCCCUUCCUGGAAGGAGCUGAGCACCACAGACUUCAUCCAGAAGAAGCAGGCCAGAGUCUAUGUGCAGUUUCUUCUGGCUGAUGCCCUGAUCUUGUCUGUGCCCAGACCCGUCCUUCACUCAGCCACCUCCUCCAUACCUCCUCGGACAGAGCCUUCCCCUCCAGAGGGUCCCCGUGUAGAACAGAGCCGGCUGUUCUUGCUGUCCCACAAGGAGGCACUGAUGAAGAGGAACUUCUCUGUGCCCCCAAGUGCCAGUUCAGAGGUGCCCCAGCCCACCCUCAGUUUCCAUGUCUUAGGGAGCUGGCUUGGGGGCACCCAGAGGAAGGAGGGAACUGCAUGGGGCCCACCUGAACCCAAGGAAGAUGAAAACUCAGAUCAGAAGGUCCUGCUUCUGUUCCUCGGCUCUUCAGUCCGCUGGUUUGAGUUCUUACACCCAGGGCACGUGUACCGGCUCGUGGCUUCUGGCCCUCCUCAGACACUGAUGUUGUUCGAGGAGGGUGGUUCAUCCUGCAUGUCACAGCGUCCUCUGGAGCUGGCUGGCUGUGCAUCCUGCCUCACUGUCCAGGAUGAAUGGACUGUGGAACUUGCGAGCUCCCAGGAUAUCCCAGAGGUGCUGGGUAUCUGCCCAACACUGCCUGAAUCCUCACUGACUGACCUGCUCAGUGGCAAUUUUGCAGAUUCCUUGGUGUCUUUUUCAGCUGAGAUUGUGUCACAUCUCUGGAUGAAGCCUGGGACUUCUGGGGCUGUGAAACGGUGUGUGAAGCUCACUGUAGCUCUGGAGACUGCCGACUACAAAUUCCCCCCUCACUUGGAUGUGUAUAUUGAAGACCCACACUUGCCGCCCCCACUGGGACUUCUUCCCGGAGCCCGAGUCUACUUUCACCAGCUGGAGAAAAGAGUUUCCAGGUCCCACAAUGUUUACUGUUACUUCCGGUCGUCGACCUAUGUGCAGGUCCUGCAUUUCCCCCCGGAUACCACAGUCAGUGCCCCCCUGCCCCACAUCUACCUGGCCGAACUUCUGCAAGGUGACAAGGCCCCAUUUCGGGCCACUGCUUCUUGCCAUGUCGUUUCUGUCUUCAGCCUUCAUCUGCUCUGGGUAUGUGCUCACUGUACCAGCAUCUGCCCACAGGGAAGGUGUCCUCGCCAGAGCCCCACUUGCCCCACUCAGACAUCUGUAAGCCAGGCCAGCAUCAGGCUCCUGGUGGAGGAUGGGACUGCAGAAGCUGUGGUGACCUGUAGAAAUCAUCAAGUGGCAGCAGUUCUAGGGCUGUGUCCCAGUGAGUGGACCUCCCUCCUCGAGUCUGUCCGAGGGCCGGGGAAAGUGGCCUUGCAAUUUACAGGGCCCGGAGCCCAACUUGAGUCCUCAGCUGAGGUGGAUGAGCCCUUGACCCUCUUCCUCUGGACCCUCUGUACCAGUUUCUCUGUCCUGCGCCCUAUUGUGUUUUCUUUUGAGCUGGAGAGAAAACCCUCCAAGAUCAUCCCACUAGAAGCUCCUCGGCUACAGCAAUUCCAGUGUGGGGAGUCCCCUUUCCUGACUCGUAUGAACCCCAAGAUCCGACUGUCAUGCCUCUCUAUCCAGGAGCCUGAGCACCCCAGUGCCCUGGGGGCCUUAGUUUCCUCCUGCUAACCGACACUGCAGUGGCUGGAGAUCUUGAGGCUGGGCUUCAACUCCUUUCCCUGGUCAUGGCCCUUACCUUCUCUGAAACUGAACCAGGACCCCAGAUGCCUGGAUGCUACCCCAGAUGCUACCCUGCUGUUAUUGCUCCAUAUUCUAAUGCCAACCUGCCUUGCGGAAAUUGUGGAAACAGGGAAAUCAUAGUGCUGUUGCGUUUUCUCUCUAGUAGGUGUGGAGGCACCUGUACUCACAGGUGGCCCUGAGCACCUGGGUUCUGUCUUUGUGGCGGGGACUUGCCCCUCAUGUGUUUGCUCCUGACAGGCCCCUUGCUCUACAAUAAAGCUCUUGGGAUGUUUCUCACUUUCA